GAAUCGUCUCCCAGCAGAGCCUCCCAUCCUCACGGUCAACGGCAUUGGGUCGCGGGGUCAGCAUAAUUACCUCGGGGUAGGCACUUUUCGAAGAUGAGGAGUCCUCCGCCGAAACCGGGACAUGCUUUCGCACAGACCCUCUACUGGAGCCAAAUACCCAUGCUUGGAGACUCGCCCGCAAAGUGUCCCGCCGUAAUAAAUUUUCUCAGGGUAGCACUGGCUGCAAUCCGGCACUCUAUAUAGCACGUUGCCGUGCCGUGAAGACACGGCAAAUGCGUGGGGUAGCGAAUCCUGCCAUUGGCUGGCGAGACUUGGCGUGCAUCGAUGUCACGGUAGCGCGCUGCUUGCUGCUUUGCUACGUACCUCCGGCUCCGACAGAUAAUGCACUUAUAUAGGCCGACUCCCGGAACCACCAUGCAUCCCGCCCUUGACUCCGGCUCACGCUCUCUCCCUCCCUGCUUCUACUGGAGCAGCCUAAUUAGAAAUUAGACCAUGGAGCACCAGACGAUGGGUUUUCGCGCCCUUCUCCUCAGCAUCUUCCUCGGCGCCGUCCUCUGCGACAGGGAGGAAUGGUCCGGCUGGGGCGCAAACGUACAAAACAACAGAUGGGCCGCCGACAACCGCGCAGUAUCCUCGUGCUCCAUCCGAUCCCUGACUUCACACUGCCAAGUACCGUACCGAUCCGGCGUGAGCGCCACCCCGGUCAUCGCCGGCGACACGGUGUACUACCCGACCUGGGGCGGACUCUUCGUGGCGCUGGACUACACGACCUGCCGGACGCGGUGGUCCAUCAACGUGACGGACAUCAUCGCCGGAUCGCCGGGGGGCAUCACCCCGCUGCAGGCGCAGGUCACGAACCCCGUGUCCCGGACGAGCCCGCAGAUCGACGGCGACGUGCUCUACUUCGGGACACUGACCAAGGCGCUGCUCGUCGCCGUCGACAGGAGGGACGGCACGCUCCUGGACACCAUGCCCGUCAACGCCCACGAGCUCGCCGUCAUCACGGGGAGCCCCACGUUCUACGACGGCAGGAUAUUCAUCGGUUCCUCGAGCUCCGAGGGCGCCGCCGGCCGGGUCCCAGGGUACCAAUGCUGCAGCUUCAUCGGCAACAUGAUGGCCGCGACCUUUGAAAAAUCUCAGAACAAAUUCUCGGUAGACUGGGACCUCCCGAUGCUCCCGACCGCCGGCAACUGGUCCGGUGUCGCAGUAUGGGGCAGUCAACCCUCCAUCGACAUCGCUCGCAACCAGCUCUUCUUCGGCACAGGCAACCUCUACAGCAACCCACUCGAGUACGACAAAUGCAACAACAACCAAACAGCAGACUGCUACCCGCCCUCCGUCCUCCAGGAAUCCGUCCUAGCCGUCGACGCCUCCUCCGGCCGCCUCAACUGGGUGAACCGCAUCCCCCCCGGCGCAGACGUCGACUUCGGCAUGAUGCCCACCUUCAUCCCAUCCCACGUCUCAGGCCAACCGCGCGACAUCGUUAUCGUCGGCCAAAAGAGCGGCCUCCUCUACUCCAUGGACGCGACGACGGGGACCAUCCAGUGGGCGACGACCACGAGCCCGACGGGCCCCGCGGCGGGUCUGAGCUGGGGCGUGGCAGCGGACUCGUCGCGGGCCUACUUCACGGCGAUCAACUCGGGGCGCACCACCUGGCAGCUGCGGCCGUCGGGCGAGACCGUGUCCAACAGCGCGUACGGCGCCGCCGACCUGGCGACGGGCGAGCUGCUGUGGGAGACGCCUGCGCCGCGGGGGUCCAUCGCCUUCGGGCCGCCGACCGUCGUGGGGGACGUGGUGCUGGUCGCGAGGACGGGGCUGAUCGGCCCCGACGCGCCGGAUCCGGACUACGACAAGACGAGGGGCGGGUUGGUGGUCCUGCGGAAGCGGUCCGGGGAGGUCGUUGGGGACUUUGAGCUGGAUGCCAACUUCCAUGGGGGUGUCGCGGUGCAGGGCGAGUACGUCAUGUUUGGGACGGGCUACUCUAAUUAUAUCGGGACGGGCUCGUUCCAUGUCAUGAAGGUGUCGAGGCAUAGAUGAGGGACGCCCUCCCAGUUUGAGGCAAGCAAAUUGUCCGAAGAACAUACACGACAGUGCAAAUCAAGAGUACAGUGUGAACAGGAUGUUAACGAUAAUAUAUUAUCCCG
Messenger RNA from Phialemonium atrogriseum, 2144 nucleotides. Its product is annotated as Quino protein alcohol dehydrogenase-like protein. The record is from RefSeq and is a predicted model, not a curated record. Lineage: Eukaryota; Fungi; Ascomycota; Sordariomycetes; Cephalothecales; Cephalothecaceae. Bases 493 to 2037 code for a protein of 514 amino acids. The transcript has a single exon. Gene Ontology annotation, molecular function: protein binding.